AUGCCACAGACGUGGCAGCUGUCGUCGGCAACGGCCAUGGAAUAUGACACCCGGUCUGUAGAUCCAGACAUACUGAAAAUGGUCAACGAACUCAACAAUGAUCCGAUAGACAGCCAACCUCAGCAGCUUGGCAGUCAACAUCAGGAGCUAGAAAUUUUUGGCGGCCCAGUUUCUUUUGAUUCAAUCAUGACACCUCCCAUCAUUGAAAACCAACUGCAAAGCUCUCUAUCUCCAACAAGUCCGAAAUCUCAACCCUCGACAUGGCUUUCCAGCGCCAAUGAUUCUUGGUCAUGCAUCUCGACUGAACGUGACCGUUCUCGAAGUGUACACAGCAGCGGUGAAAGCCAGCCACUUGCCGCGCCAGUGCGUCCGCCGUCUCCCUCCCUCAAAGCGCUAUAUCCCGAUGGCUUUGUCUUUUGGGAUCCAGCGGACCCUGCGAAGUCUGACAAAAUCCAUGAAAAAGUCCCCCGUAACGCGGCGGAACUUCAGCAACAGCGAGAAGAUACCGCUGCACUUAAGAAAGCUGGCGGCUCCUGUAUGGCGUGCUAUCGGGCCAAGAAGAAGUGUGGAACAACUACACCAUGUCCUCCAUGCUCUUCUAAGGGUAAUCGAAUCUGCUUUCGAAGUUGGGGAGAUUUGUGCCUGCUUGGGCCGCCUACGGGGGGCUCUUUUACGAUCCAUAGCUUCCCGUCCCAAGAGGCGAAAGAUACUUUGCAACAUAUGAGUAAGGAGGCUUUUGACCGCACAAAUCCAUUCAAUGCGAUUGUCAAUAUCCGCAAAACAUAUGGCGGGAACUGCACUGCAUGGCAUUGGACAGUCACGAGUUCCAAUGUCACACUAUCGAGUAAAACGGAUUGCCCCGUCAAUGAUUUUCUUGGUGGGAUUACCAGUGUCCUCCCUCUCGUGGAUCUGGUCAAAUUUGCAGAUUUAUUUGGACACAGCUCACUUGUCAGUACUGCAUUCGAAAUAGCAAAACUGUUUAUGGCUAUUCAAGGAUUGGCGCAAGCUCGAAUCCGUACGUGCUGGUUUGAAACUAGCGCUGGGCGCCUUGUCUCAUUUUAUAUCUUGACUCUCUCUUGUUGGAAGCUCGCACAAAUGUCUCAGGAAUUUUGCCAUGGUUUGUACGUGGCUCUGUGUGGGAAGGACAAGCAGAACAGCAACAAGAAAAGCCGGUCACAGAAAGAAACCAAGAUCGAUCCCGCUUGGGUCGCCGCAGCAUUAUAUUACCGAGUUGUAUGCGGCUUGCAAGAUCUCCAAAAACACACAGCCAUUGCGAGAAUACUUGGCUCCUCUAGCUGUCAUCUGAGUGGCGUCCGCGAAAAGCUCGAAGAUAUCCUGCACAAUGUGUCCCCCAUACCCGGGGCUACCGGAAAAUCCUCCUGUAGAGCGAUCCUUGAGGAUGUAAUUCCCAAACUCCCGCCAUCUCCAGACGUGGAUAUGGCUUUCUGGCUGGCAGGCCUCGGGGAAAUGUCCUCUUCUGUUUCGGGCCGAGCCGACAGUCCCUUUUCGCCCCCAGCCUGUGAUAUGCAAGCGUUCUUGGCUGAUAGUUUCCCUCGGCCUGUGCGGAUGGCAAAUCCUGCUGAGCAGCAUGAUGGAGUCUUGCAAUCAUCUACAGCUUCUCACACUACCGUGAUUGCCCAGGAACAAAAUGCAUUUGAUAAUGUGCCCUUUACCAAUCGAAUUGAAACCUUUGACCCGCAUGGUCUGCUGGGCUGCCUCGGCAACGACUAUGACAAUGCAUUCGAUCCAAUGUCUGCGACCUUUGUUGAUACAAUGCCACUCGAUACUGCAAUGCCACUUGAUACUGCUAUGCCACUGUAUGGCAAUUUCCAGCAAUCCCUAUACAACUGUUGA
This is a messenger RNA of Penicillium expansum, 1854 nucleotides long. RefSeq lists its product as uncharacterized. NCBI's taxonomy places the organism in Eukaryota, Fungi, Ascomycota, Eurotiomycetes, Eurotiales, Aspergillaceae. The transcript has a single exon. The coding region runs from base 1 to 1854 and encodes 617 amino acids. The record is from RefSeq and is a predicted model, not a curated record.